UUUGCAUAAUUUAUGAGAAAAAAAAUUAAGAAAAAUUCAUCAAAGUUAUCAGAAGUAAAUUAACGAAGGAAAAAUAGUUUAAGUCAUAAAAUUCUCAUUUAUUGGUGUUACUGAAAAUAUGAUUCGCUCAAUUCACAUCAUCUUCAUUGUUGUCCAAAUCACAGCUUUGGUUGCUAACGAUGAUGCUUCGAUGAAGGAAAGUGAUGAAAUGGUUCGUAAUGAAUUUUUAAAAAUGUUUAAAAAUUAUAAUCGAAGAAUAAGACCAAGUUAUUCAGGGGAUAAAACUGUGGUUAAUGUUGACAUGUCCAUUUUAAAAUUUGGGAAUAUAAAUGAAGUUCAAAUGACUUAUCCUGUCGAUCUGUUCUUUCGACAACAAUGGCGUGAUAAACGACUACGGCACAAUCUCUCGGAACCAAUCAUUCCUAUUCCCGGCCAAAAAACACCAACAGAUUUUAUCUGGACUCCAGACACGCAUUUUAUCAACGCACAGAAAGCGAGUAGACACAGAGUGACAGUGAGCAAUGACAAAUGGGAUAUUUAUUCAGAUGGGACUGUUUUUUGGGGAACACGGGUAUCGUUAAUAGCUAGCUGCAAAAUGGACUUUCGUAAAUAUCCAAUGGAUACUCAAGUUUGUGGAUUAUCCUUGGAAAGUUACGCGUAUCCGAGGGAGCAUUUGGUUUACCAAUGGUACAAUCGUGGUGCUGAGGUCAUAUCUAAAGAAAUGGCACAGUUCACGUUAACAAAUACUAAAAACGAAUCUGUUCAGACAUAUUAUGAGUCCAGUGGCACAUACAGUAUUCUGGAAGCUUCUUUCACAUUCAAAAGGCAAUUGGCAGGACCUAUUAUGCAGAUUUUUUUUCCCUGUAUCGCUAUUGUUUGUGUGUCUUGGAUCACCCUUUGGAUUCACAAAAAUUGUAUCUCUUCCAGAUUUGGAGUUGGCAUGACAACGUUGUUGACAAUUUGCACAAUCUGGGGAGCUGUAAAUCGUGGGUUACCAAAGGUGCAUUACGUCAAAGCAGUGGAUAUCUAUUUCAUAGUUUCUUUCUGUUUUAUCUUGUUUGUUAUAAUCGAAUUUGCGCUUGUGCUAAACUUCAAUACUGACGAGUUAAAAAAGAAAGAAGUACACUCGAAACAACAAAAUUAUAUUCAAAGGAAAAAUGUUCAAGUUCAACCGAUAAUGGAUUCAAUGCUUACUGGACUCACGAAUUUUGCAAGAAAGCGCCUUAAGAUCCCUCCUAUUAAUACAGCUCACGAGGUAAGCGAGCUUAUCGUAUUGACAGAACUGGAUAACCGAGGCAGAUAUGUGAAAUACUCAUACGCUAAGAAAAGCGAAGCGACAAAUUUAAAAAGAAAGAUCAAACGGAACAAGUUACCAACCUGGUUUUCUAUUUAUCCUGUGUACGACAAACCCUCCAAGUUGGACAUUUGCAGUCGAAUUUUGUUUCCAGUGAUGUACUUUUGUUUUAAUCUGGCUUUUUUUUUAACGUAUUUAAAGUCAGAAGACGAAGAUAUGGAAACACUUUACUAACAUUCAAGCGUAUAUGUUUAAUUUUUGUUUUAUUAUAAUUUGUAAUAUUGUUUUUUCCUCUUAUUUAUUUGCAUGAUGAAGCGCAGUUAACCACUGUAAUUUUAUUGAGACUUCGGAACAAGCACGUAAAUUAAAA
Hydractinia symbiolongicarpus is the source of this 1664-nucleotide messenger RNA. Its product is annotated as glycine receptor subunit alpha-2-like. Gene Ontology annotation, biological process: regulation of membrane potential; nervous system process; chemical synaptic transmission. The coding region runs from base 119 to 1528 and encodes 469 amino acids. The transcript has 10 exons. Gene Ontology annotation, cellular component: neuron projection; synapse; membrane. NCBI's taxonomy places the organism in Eukaryota, Metazoa, Cnidaria, Hydrozoa, Anthoathecata, Hydractiniidae. Gene Ontology annotation, molecular function: neurotransmitter receptor activity; extracellular ligand-gated monoatomic ion channel activity; chloride channel activity. The record is from RefSeq and is a predicted model, not a curated record.